AUGUCCUUCGCUUAUCCGCAUUUGACUGAGACUUUCUCUCUCGUGCCACAAAGCUAUGUUACGACAUCAUCCCCAUGCGAUGCAAGUCUGUAUCCUGAAGGCGGGAUAUCUACUCUGUUUGUUGGAAAAACCAACUGUCCCAUCUCAACCAACAGUCCCGCCUCCCGCCUGCAAACAGAGGUACCCAAGUCAACGCUGUCUGCAUCCAUUACGGAGCAGACGACACUAUCACCAGUCGCAUCGUCCUCAAGACUUUCUUCUGAGGUUCGUACGACGUCCAUCGCAACGUCUGCAUCUCGUACGACGGCGGCAACCAUCCCCGGUGUGAGCACUCCGGACGAGACGCGCUCUGCCUCCAGACCAUCGUUUUCUUGGAUAGCCAUUGCAGCUGCGGUGAUAUCCUUCGUCAUGCUUGCCGCAUCAGUCGCUCUUUGUUUGUGGCUGCGCAGAAGGAAGAGCCGAAAAUCUCAGAAGUCUUCGCGAAUCAUGCCCUUCGCUCCCGAUGCAAGGCCAGAUGACGUCAUUUCGGAUGCCCUCCGCGAACACAGAUGGUCGGAGAAACAGGCAAUCACCCAAACACAGGGACUUGUUUCAUCGCCAUCCUUACCACCUCUACCUUUCCACGAUGACCCGUGCAUCGUACCUGCUGCCGAGACAGCAAUAGCGACCAACUCCCACCGCAGUUCUUCGCCAUCCCCCACGUUCCGCAACAGUUCCACAUCGGAUCUCCCGAGGCAGAACACGCCCGAUGUUUCUCAUAGACGGCACGCUGCUGUGUCGCUCACAGAGACUUGCCGCUCCAUAGAAACCCAGCUGCCUCAAUACACGAGUUCUCCAUCUCCUGCGAUAGAAUCGUCAAUGGGAUUCCUCAAUCGCGACCCGUAUGCGUGGCAGCCACAAGCGAACGGCAUAGAAGGGGACUCUACCAACAGUAAUCAUGGCAGGUCGAGCAGCGGUCAGACGUUGCCGCCUGCUUAUCAGCCCCGACAAGAUGUUUUUUGCGAGAGCGAUGUGGAUGUAGUAUUAUCCAUAGAAUAGGCGGAUUGCCCGCGUGGAUCUUCAGAUAUACCGUUACUUACUAUGAUACCCGGAUCGGACGAGGACCACUUCAUUCGGCAAGAAUAAUGGACUGCUGCUUCGCAGGUGUAGAUGAAUCAUGUCGUUCGUGCAUUUGGUACGAUGGACGCGCUUUCGAGUUUAGAUAGCCGUG
This is a messenger RNA of Laetiporus sulphureus 93-53, 1210 nucleotides long. RefSeq lists its product as uncharacterized. The transcript is spliced from 2 exons. The record is from RefSeq and is a predicted model, not a curated record. The coding region runs from base 1 to 1038 and encodes 345 amino acids. Lineage: Eukaryota; Fungi; Basidiomycota; Agaricomycetes; Polyporales; Laetiporaceae.